Molecule: messenger RNA, 330 nt
Organism: Strongylus vulgaris
Lineage: Eukaryota; Metazoa; Nematoda; Chromadorea; Rhabditida; Strongylidae
Source: the annotation of a GenBank genome assembly
AUGGAUAAAAUGCCGAAAGAUGCUUCCCUAAUCUGCUCUAUAAUUCCUCACAGCCUCUUUCUUCAGGGACUUAUCCUCUUGGGGUUGAUUCCUGGGGAUCAGACGAUGGAAAGCUCCAGGAUGGGUGUAAACCUGCAUGCCAUAGGGGCUGAUACUUCGCAAGCCAUGCGGCCAACUACACAGGAACUGAAAAUGUGCCACGACUUUUCUCCUGUUCUGCGCUUUGAUUUCUCAAGAAAUGAUCUGAUUCUCCUUACUGCUGCGCUGGCCUUAUCAUCCAAGGAGGGCCGCGGCACAUCAUCCGCACUUCAGGUCGACUUCAAUUCAUAG